Messenger RNA from Hibiscus syriacus, 1394 nucleotides. RefSeq names its product aminotransferase ALD1, chloroplastic-like. The transcript is spliced from 9 exons. NCBI's taxonomy places the organism in Eukaryota, Viridiplantae, Streptophyta, Magnoliopsida, Malvales, Malvaceae. Gene Ontology annotation, biological process: systemic acquired resistance, salicylic acid mediated signaling pathway; L-pipecolic acid biosynthetic process. Gene Ontology annotation, cellular component: chloroplast. The coding region runs from base 1 to 1350 and encodes 449 amino acids. The record is from RefSeq and is a predicted model, not a curated record. Gene Ontology annotation, molecular function: pyridoxal phosphate binding; L-lysine:pyruvate alpha-transaminase activity.
AUGAAGGCUGGUGGCUUGAGCUGGUGGAUCAGAUGUUUUGUUUGUUUCCAGGAGCCUCCACGGAAAAAUUCAGCUGCAAAUCCACAAACUGAGAUGGUCCCUGUUGUUUAUUUGGUCACCCAAUCAAUUCAUUGCUCGAACGUUCCACGAAAUGUGAACUUGGAAAAACUACGGAGCGGAUACCUUUUUCCUGAGAUAUCCAGGCAUGAGACUGAACACUUGCAGAAGAACCCGGAUGCAAGAUUGAUAAGGCUAGGAAUUGGUGAUACAACACAGCCUAUACCUGACACCAUAACACAAGCAAUGGCCGAGCAUGUGCGUGGCCUAUCGACGAUUCAAGGUUAUAGAGGAUAUGGAGCCGAACAAGGAAACAUGGAACUAAGGAAGGCGAUUGCAGGAAAAUUUUACCAGGAUAUGGGUAUAAAAGCUAAUGAGAUUUUUGUAUCGGACGGUGCACAGUGCGACAUUUCUCGCCUUCAGCUGCUUCUAGGACCCAAUGUUACAGUGGCUGUACAAGACCCAUCCUUCCCUGCUUAUAUUGAUUCAAGUGUCAUUGUUGGUCAAGCUGGUGAGUUAGAAGAGAAAACAGGCAAGUAUAGGAACAUUAUCUAUAUGAACUGUGGGCCUGAGAAUAAUUUCUUCCCCGAUGUAUCAACAAUUCCAAGGACAGAUGUCAUUUUCUUUUGUUCACCAAACAAUCCCACGGGCCAUGCUGCAUCUCGGGAACAACUAAAGCAACUCGUAGAGUUUGCAAAGGCCAAUGGGUUGAUCAUAGUUUAUGACUCUGCAUAUGCUACUUAUAUCAGAGACGGAAGCCCCAGGUCGAUCUUUGAAAUUCCUGGUGCCCAAGAGGUUGCCAUUGAAGUUUCAUCCUUCUCCAAAUUUGCUGGUUUCACAGGCGUGAGACUUGGGUGGACAGUGGUCCCUGAAGACCUCAGAUACUCUAACGGCUUCCCUGUUAUAAAGGAUUUCAACCGCAUUGUUUGCACUUGUUUUAAUGGCGCUUCAAAUAUUGCCCAGGCUGGAGGCCUUGCAUGCCUUUCAACCGAUGGCUACCAGGCACUACGUAAUGUCAUUGAUUAUUACAUGGAGAAUGCCAAAAUUCUGGUUGAUGGAUUUGAAUCACUUGGUUUGAAAGUUUAUGGUGGGAAGAAUGCACCAUAUAUGUGGGUACACUUUCCAGGAUUGAGUUCGUGGAAUGUAUUCAGUGAAAUCCUCAAGAAAACAAACAUUGUGACUGUUCCAGGCAGGGGAUUUGGUCCUGCAGGCGAAGAGUAUAUCAGGAUCAGUGCCUUUGGUCCAAGACAACAAAUUUUAGAGGCGUCCAGGCGGCUCAAAUUUUAUCUAUAGAUGGAAUUUCAUUUCCUUGGCCGAGAAGCAAUAAAUAAAUAAAA